This is a messenger RNA of Otolemur garnettii (small-eared galago), 711 nucleotides long. Its product is annotated as allergen Fel d 4-like. Gene Ontology annotation, molecular function: small molecule binding; odorant binding. The transcript is spliced from 7 exons. Lineage: Eukaryota; Metazoa; Chordata; Mammalia; Primates; Galagidae. The coding region runs from base 1 to 711 and encodes 236 amino acids. The record is from RefSeq and is a predicted model, not a curated record.
AUGAAGCUGCUGUUUCUAAGUCUGAGUCUGGCCCUAGUCUGUGCCCAAGAGGAAGGAAACAAUGACGUUGUGACGAGCAAUUUCAAUCUGCGCAAGAUUUCAGGAGGAUGGUAUUCCAUCCUCUUGGCCUCUGACCAUAAGGAAAAGAUAAAAGAAAAUGGUAGCAUGAGGAUUUUUGUAGAACAAAUCCAAGCCCUGAAGAACUCCUCUUUGUACUUUAAAUAUCAUACAUUAGAAAAUGGAGAAUGCAGUGAAAUUUCUUUUGUUUGUGACCAAACAGAAAAGGAUGGUGAAUGUGCUGUUGAAUAUGAUGGACAUAAUAUAGCUGUUAUCCUUGAAACCAACUAUACUGACUAUUUGAUUUAUUUCACCAAGAAUUACAAGAAUGGGGAAACAACCCACGUUAUGGAGCUCUAUGGCCGAAAACCGGAUGUGAGCUUAAAACUUAAGAAAAAGUUUUUGGAAUAUUGUAAAAAACAUGGAAUUGCUAAGAAAAAUAUAAUUGACUUGACCAAAGUUGAUCGCUGUCUCCAGUACCAAGACGGGGCACAGGCCCAGGAUCCAGGUUGGUGUUCUCUGAUCCUGGAGGAGAGGAACAAUAGACAAGUACUGGCUGACCAUCUGGUGAAGAGAGAGUGUUGGCACAGUUUGUCAGACCCAGUCAGCAGCACCGAGAGCCAGUACCCAGCUGCUAGUGUUCCCACAGCCUAA